AUGAAUCGAGAAGAGACAGAACGAUACAUAAAUGUGGUGGUGACGACGAACUACUGGAAAGGAGAAAAGGGAGCAGAAGUGAAGUUUUUCCCGCAUUGUACAGAACGAGUUGUCUCUUGGAUAUCAGAUAUCAACUACGAACCAGAAUAUGAAUUUGUGAAUAUGGACAAUUUCCUUCCGAAUGAAGAAUGGGUUGUUGUCAGUUUCAAUAUAAAACGAGUCGAGGAGAAGUUCGUGUGUUGUCCCGAGCCAUGGGUUCUACUGGAAGCUGUUCUAGUUGUUAGACGGAAACCACUGUAUUAUAUUGUUAAUUUGGUUAUUCCCACUUCUGUUAUCACGUUGGUCGCCGUUACUGGAUUCUUCACUGCUGCUUCUACGAGUUCUGAGAGACGAGAAAAGCUGUCUCUCGGAAUCGAUUCCCUCCUUGCCAUGUCCAUCCUGAUGAUGAUGGUCUCUGAACAAAUGCCGACGUCAUCUGACUUCGUUCCUCUCUUCGGAAUAUUCUAUCUAUCUAUUAUAUUCAUCAUAUUCAUAGGAACACUUUUCACAGCGUUUAUUCUGAAUGUUCACCUACAGAAGAUGUACGCAAAGCCGGUGUCUCCUAUUGUAUCAUACAUAUUUUUUGGGAGAAUCGCUCAGUGGCUCCGAAUGCGACCUCCAACCAUGCUUCUGGAGCUGUGGAAUGAGACAGGAGUGACAUUUGGGAAGAAGGAUAAAAUGAAGGCGAAAAGGGUGGAGAUGAAGAAUCAGAAGAUGCCAAAAGUGACGUCAUCGUCUUCUGGAUUGAAUCUUCUCAAGUCGAAUAGUGGAAGUGGGAGAGCUCCGUUGGCUGCUCCGAUUAGUGCGAGGAGUUAUAUAUGA
This is a messenger RNA of Caenorhabditis remanei, 861 nucleotides long. RefSeq lists its product as uncharacterized. Gene Ontology annotation, biological process: chemical synaptic transmission; nervous system process; regulation of membrane potential. Gene Ontology annotation, cellular component: neuron projection; synapse; membrane. Bases 1 to 861 code for a protein of 286 amino acids. NCBI's taxonomy places the organism in Eukaryota, Metazoa, Nematoda, Chromadorea, Rhabditida, Rhabditidae. The transcript has 4 exons. Gene Ontology annotation, molecular function: extracellular ligand-gated monoatomic ion channel activity; neurotransmitter receptor activity; transmembrane signaling receptor activity. The record is from RefSeq and is a predicted model, not a curated record.